GGUUGCUGGCCACACUUCCCGCGUCGUAAUCAGCUGGCUAUGAGACUGGCUAGGAAUUUUACGCACGUUAAUACGGAAAAAUGACGGAAGCCGCCAGUCAGCCAGUCACGUCCGGAGGUGCACCUGUUCGAGCCACUUCAGGGGAAUUGUAUAACGGGGUCGGCUCUCCCACCUGCGUGACCCACAUAUGACCCGAAACUCGAAGGACACUACCCGCCCGUGCGCGUCAAGUCUCGUGACCAAGGAAAUCCCUGAAAAGUUGGAACAGCGGCGGAGUACUGCAGUUUGUGAAGAGUUCUGAUUAUGAGUAUUCCCUGCUGAUGGUCGUUCUCAGCACCAGCGACUCAUCGCCAUGGUGUAAAAUCAGGCUUCAACAUCGCUCAUAUAUUACAUUCUGUGUGGUGCAAGCCAAAUGCAAUAUUAUCGAUUAUUAGCACACAAACUUUAAUUGGACCCAUCCACGUCGGCCCUGUGGCUCAGUGCAAUGGCCGCUCCUAUGAACUCGCUUACCAUGUUGGUGUCAGCAGUUGUCAUUCUGUCCUGCUUUCCCGUGAUAUCUUCAGGUUUGAAUUCUAACCCUCGUGAUGCUGAAGUUGAGGCUGAUGGCAACGCAUUCCUCCUCGAUGACCAAGAUGAUUUCACUUGGGACAACUUGUCAAACAACACCAACAAAAACAACACUGGUGUCAGCUCCACAGCAGUUGGUUUCAUUGGGGCAGCUGUGGCAGUUCUCUUCUUUGGCUCCAACCUCGUCCCCAUCAAGAAGGCAGACACUGGAGAUGGGAUGUUCUACCAGUGGCUAGACUGCAUCGCGAUAUGGCACGUGGGUCUGAUCGUUCAUCUCAUCCGGGGGUCUCCCCCCUUCUAUCCCCUGGCUAUGCUUGGAGGCUUCUUAUGGACCACGGGCAAUGUUACCGUCGUUCCAAUCAUCAAGACUAUUGGUCUCAGUCUGGGCAUUCUCAUCUGGGGCUCGUUGAAUCUCCUGAUGGGAUGGGCCAGUGGACAUUUUGGACUUUUUGGCAUAAAUAAAGACAAACUUCAAAAUCCAGCCUUCAACUAUGUUGGCGUUUCGUUAGCAUUUCUGAGGAUAGUCACCCUACUUUGUAUAAGGCCCACAGUUGCGGCCGAGCAAGCAGACGAGUCCAGACAGAUAAAUGAUUCCCCUGAUGAGUCGCAAGCCCUUGAAACAACGCCUCUUCUGGCUGAUACCAGGCAGAAGACAGACAGUGCUAAUGCCGCGUACGCCCCUGCAAACCAACCAAAGGAUGCAUCAUGGGUGGACAAGCUCCCACCCCUUCAGAAGAGAAUUGUAGGCAUCAUCAUGGCCAUAGGUGCUGGAUGUUUGUAUGGGUUUAACUUCGUGCCUUGCAUCUGGAUCCAGGACAAUGUGAAAGGUGCAAGCCAAAAUGGUUUGGACUACGUCUUUGCUCACUUCUGCGGUAUCAUCUUGACAUCGUCAGUGUACUUCAUGGUGUACUGCAUCUACAUGCGCAACCGGCCCCAGAUUGGUGUGGGUCUUAUCAUCCCCAGUGUGGUGUCGGGUGCCAUGUGGGGCAUCGCACAAUCCGGGUGGUUCAUCGCCAACUUCAACCUGUCAGAGAGCGUCAGUUUCCCCAUCAUCACUACGGGCCCUGGCAUCAUAGCAUCCCUGUGGGGAGUGCUUCUGUUUGGUGAGAUCCGGGGUGUCAGGAACCUCCUGGUGCUGUUCCUUGCCUUUGCCAUCACCAUCACUGGGGCCAUCUUCACCGCGCUGUCCAAGUAAUCAAUAGGUGCUGACCCAAGGUUAUGGCAGAGAUUCCUGCAUUUUACUUUUUCGUGGUUGGGUUGACAACAUGGGUGACAUUUUGGGUGACAGGUUUGAAUGGGUUGACACAUAACUGUCGCAUUUUCGAAAUGCUGCUUUAUGUAAUUCUAAGUCAGGGAAAGAAAUGUGCUAUAUUAGUGCAACCGCAAUAAUAAGGAAAAUAUAAAGUGUCGUCACUGACAACACCAGUGAUUCACUGUUUUUCACUAUUACCAAAAUGCAGAAUUCAGGGAAAUUAUUGUUUUGUAGUUCUUUGGAGGUCCACACCUUGUAGCAUAAUGGCUGAAUUGUACGUCUGCAAAAUUAAAAUUAAACAGCAGCGACAUGAACCAAAUAAAUAGAGAGAUUGUUGUUGAAACACCGGAUCUUUAGGUGACAACCAUCUUUGCAGCAUUUUCUGAGUUGUGUAAAAGAGGCUGAAUUUGUCAUUUGACAAAGACACACUAGACCAAUCUGACUGUGAGACCACUCUCAGCUUGUACAGCCCCCAGUAAUGGCUUCCAUCUAUUGUUCAGAAUAACUAGCCUUUUUAGUAGCUGAUCUGUGUACGACUCUACUGACAUUGGCCCAUGGCAGAUACCCUAAGUUGACUUUUACAUGUGAAGGUAGUAGUAUCUUCAAAAUUAUCAGUUGUUUUACUCCCAGCGCUGAUUAAAAUAAGGAGAAGGACUUCAGCCAAUUUUAUGGAGCCAUUAGCCAGAGAAACUUUCUGAAUACAGAAAUUAUCUACUUAGCAAAAAGGGUUACCAUGAAAAAUAUCAUGCGGCGAAUGUUGUUUGUGACUGGUUCCCAGCUGAUUUGUGUUUAGCACAUUUAGUUGCAAGGCUGUUUGCUACUUUAGAAGCUCCAUGCAAUUUGCCUCUUUUUGUGUCGAGCUUACCCUUUGACAAACAAUUGCAGCCCUGGUGCAGUCUGUUAAAUGUUUGCUUAAAGACUGGAAAAAUGAUUGCAGAAAAAACUCAACUGAAGUCUACCAUUUCCCGCCUCCCUCGCCAUAAAGCCACUGUAUGCUGUUGUCAUAUUAGUUUUGUUAAAAGUUUCGUCAGGUACGUUUUUUGAUUGAAUAAGUGUAUUGUUAUGGGGGUUGUAUUGAAUUGUUUGUUUAGUCUGAUUCCAAAGAAUUCCUAAUGUUGCAUUGGUGGAGUUUAGUGCAUAAUUAAAUCAAUGUGAAUUGCACUAAAUUAUCAAAAUUUGUCUAAAACUGGUACCUACAAAUAGUUUCUACUAUGAGCUCCACAGUAUGUAUUAUAAAUAUUUUCUUUUGAUUGGUAAUGUACAAUCUGUGUAAUAUUUGUAUGAUUCAUGUUUUCGUAUAUGUUUUCAUUGAAAGUGGUAUUUUUAUACUGUCUGAAGAAUUGAGACAAGUCUUUAUGUCAGUAUUCUUAAGUGCCUUUGAGAAUUUGGCAUAGUUUUUCAAAGUUUAGUACUAGACACAAAGACUGAGGAACAAGUGAGUCUUAAAUGAAAUUAUUCAUAACUUCUUUUCAUUGAGCUCCAGAAAUCAUUGAUCUUGAUAGAGUUAAGUAUACAUACUCUCAGGCAGCUCUCAGCCAAUUUUGCCAAGUCAUCUUGAUGAAAGAGUGGAUUUACAACCAAGUUAUCAAGAACAUUGUCAUUGUCAGUAUGUGCCACAUGCAAUUGGCUUGCUACUUGAUUUGCUCUCCUGUGGAAAAUUAGGAUUUCAGUCCUUGGCCAUUAGGGCAUAAAUAUGUGAUUCUCGAGCAAGAGUGAAAUGGUUGCCUGUCAUGCCAGUGUGCGUGUGUGAUUUUAUCAUCACCUGAUAGAAAAUUGAACAUAACUUUGCCGACUGCGUGCAUUUACGUUUGAGUCAGUCACAUACUGUCGCCGUUUUUCAUGGAGAGCCACAUGUCAGAAGUAGCAUUUUUUCAAUUUCGAUUACAUUCAAGUAAUCGGGUACCGUAGCAGCGGGUACCAUUUGUGAAACUGCGAUACCUGCUGCUACACCUGACUCAGACGGGCCAGCCGACCCUGGCAAGCUCAUUGGUCGAGUGGUUAAGGCGUCUGCACUAGU
This is a messenger RNA of Acanthaster planci (crown-of-thorns starfish), 3836 nucleotides long. RefSeq names its product transmembrane protein 144-like. Lineage: Eukaryota; Metazoa; Echinodermata; Asteroidea; Valvatida; Acanthasteridae. Gene Ontology annotation, molecular function: carbohydrate transmembrane transporter activity. The record is from RefSeq and is a predicted model, not a curated record. Gene Ontology annotation, biological process: carbohydrate transmembrane transport. Gene Ontology annotation, cellular component: membrane.